AUGUUCUGCUUUCGGGGCUCUCCCGCUGCCCGCAGACCUCAACAGCGCCAACGGCGGCAGCAGCUCCCUAGGGGGGCCCCUAGACAGCGACGGCCGCGCUGUGAUUCGAACCAAAGCCGUUCUGCACAGCGGCAACGCAGCAAACCACCGCAUAGCCAUCAAGACCCACGGCAAGGACUUGCUGAUCAAAGUCGGCACCUUCGUUGA
This is a messenger RNA of Eimeria tenella, 207 nucleotides long. RefSeq lists its product as uncharacterized. NCBI's taxonomy places the organism in Eukaryota, Apicomplexa, Conoidasida, Eucoccidiorida, Eimeriidae. The transcript is spliced from 3 exons. Bases 1 to 207 code for a protein of 68 amino acids. The record is from RefSeq and is a predicted model, not a curated record.